Poeciliopsis prolifica (blackstripe livebearer) is the source of this 6315-nucleotide messenger RNA. RefSeq names its product transcription factor SOX-6-like. Gene Ontology annotation, molecular function: DNA-binding transcription factor activity, RNA polymerase II-specific; RNA polymerase II cis-regulatory region sequence-specific DNA binding. The transcript has 16 exons. Lineage: Eukaryota; Metazoa; Chordata; Actinopteri; Cyprinodontiformes; Poeciliidae. Gene Ontology annotation, cellular component: nucleus. Gene Ontology annotation, biological process: positive regulation of chondrocyte differentiation; cell fate commitment; regulation of transcription by RNA polymerase II. The record is from RefSeq and is a predicted model, not a curated record. Bases 539 to 2890 code for a protein of 783 amino acids.
CCGGACGGGAAAUAACCCGAUAAAUACUCUUCUUUAUUUUUUAUUACUAAAAAAUAUAUAUAUAUUAUUAUUAUUAUUAUUGUCGGUGUGUAAAAUUAAACAAACCUGGCAGCUCCUGGGGCGGGGCGUCACUCCUGACAGCAACUCUCCCAGACACCGCACUCUUCUUCUUCUUCGUCUUCUCUUCUUCUUCUUCUUCUUCUCCUUCUUCUUCUCUACUCCUCGGCGCAGCGCAAACAGAGGGAGUUUACACCAAAAGUCCAGAGAUGGUGACUUUACGGCCGGGACCAGAAGACAGCCCGAACUGAACCCCUCGCCACUUGCCUCUUCUGCUGCCCGCCGGUUCGACAUCAUCAUCAUCUUCAUCUUCAGCCCAGUCCUCCGAAGUUUUGUUUUUGUUUCUUCUCUCUUUGGCGAGAGCGCGCGCGCGCGGCGCAUGUGGAAGAAGAAGAAGAAGUGAGUCCAGGCAACGUUCAUGCAUUUUAAAGUCGACCACAAGUGAGACGAGGGUGUUGGAGCUGAAAGUCUCCUAUCUGUAAUGAUGUCUUCCAUGCGAGCAACGCCUCCUUUCCACCCACCGCCAUCCGUGGAGGCGGACGCCACGGAUCAGGAUAACAACGCGGCCUGGGCCGGAGACGAGCGGGACGGCCUGACGGAGACGGUCCCCGGCACGACCCCGCCACACGACCGGCCCUGCCCGGACGAGCCCCCGCCCGCCGGGAAGAAAACAGUGGCCGACAUGAUCGAGUGGGAGACGGUCGCCCCGGCUAUGAUGGACAAUGAAGGCAGCAAGGGCUGCUCUGGCUACCCUUACCGGACUAACUCUACCUCUCCUACCAAGCCGGAGGAGUGUUCCAGGGAUCGAGGGGAGUCGGUGAUCGGCCUCGCCUUCGGGACUCCCGAACGGCGUAAAGGAAGUCUGGCAGACGUGGUUGACACACUGAAACAGAAGAAGCUCGUGGAGCUGACCAAGUCGGAACAAGACGAACCGUCUUGCAUGGUGAGGCUACUUUCCAAGGACUGGAAGGAUCACGUCGAAGGCCUCAACGCCAGCGAGCUGCUGGGGGAGGUCAAAGGUACGCCCGAGUCGCUCAAGGAGAAGGAGCACCAGCUUUCCACCAUGAUCGGUCAGCUGAUCAGUCUGCGGGAGCAGCUCCUGGCCGCCCAUGACGAGCAAAAGAAGAUGGCCGCCUCGCAGCUAGAGAAGCAGAGACAGCAGAUGGAGUUGGCCAGGCAGCAGCAGGAGCAGAUUGCCAGACAACAGCAGCAGCUUUUGCAGCAGCAGCACAAGAUCAACAUUCUCCAGCAACAGAUUCAGGUCCAGGGUCACAUGCCUCCUCUGAUGAUCCCCCUGUUCCCACACGACCAGCGCUCUCUGGCUGCCGCCGCCGCCGCACAACAAGGCUUCCUCUUCCCGCCCGGCAUGUCCUACAAGCCAGGUGAGAAUUACCCAAUGCAGUUCAUUCCGUCGACAAUGGCAGCCGCGGCGGCCUCUGGACUCAGCCCGCUACAGCUGCAGCAGCUGUACGCCGCACAGCUGGCGAGCAUGCAGAUCUCGCCGGGAGCCAAGAUGGCGCCCCUCCCGCAGGCUCCCAACUCCUCCGGUCCGCUUUCACCCUCCAACCUCAAGAGUGAGAAGCAAGCGUCCAGCCCCGUCACUCACAUUAAGGAAGAAGGAUCCACACAGCCACUGAACCUCUCCGCCAGACCGAAGACGGCCGAGCCGUAUCGCUCGCCGACGUCGCCCACGCAGAGCCUGCUGCCCGUAAACAAGACCAGCCCAGUCGGCCUGGGCAAGGGUCGCAUCCCGAGCCCCAUCCCCAUCCCCAGCAUGGGCCGAAACGCCUCCCUGGACAUCUUGUCCAGCCUUAACUCAACAGCGUUGUUUGGGGACCAAGACGCGGUUAUGAAAGCCAUCCAGGAGGCGCGGAGCAUGAGGGAGCAGAUCCAGAGGGAGCAGCUCCACCAUCAGCAGCAGCAGCAGCCGGGCCACCAGAGUCUGGAGGCCAAGCUGUCCGCACUCAGCAGCAUGAACCUCAACAACAGCAACAAGGAGCGGCUUCACUAUGAGACUCUCAGCCAGCAUCUGGGGAAGCUUGGGGAGGACGCAGGGAAGAUGGUCCAUCGAGUCAUCGACCUGACGAGACCAGAGGAUCUGGAUGGGAAUAAUAUCACAGAGGCCCGGGUGUUCAGAGAGGCACGAGGCAGGAACAGCAGCGAGCCUCACAUCAAGAGGCCCAUGAACGCCUUCAUGGUUUGGGCUAAAGACGAGAGGAGGAAGAUCCUGCAGACCUUCCCUGACAUGCACAACUCCAACAUUAGCAAGAUCCUGGGUUCUCGCUGGAAAGCCAUGACCAAUCAGGAGAAGCAGCCAUACUAUGAGGAGCAGGCCCGCCUCAGCAAGAUCCACCUGGAGAAAUAUCCCAACUACAAGUACAAGCCGCGGCCCAAGAGGACCUGCAUCAUUGACGGCAAGAAGCUGCGCAUCGGGGAGUACAAGCAGCUGAUGCGCUCGCGGCGCCAGGAGAUGAGGCAGUUCUUCGUGGGGCCUCAACCGCAGAUUUCUCUGGGCAACAGCUCGGGAGGCGUCGGCGUUUACCCGGGCACGAUAACCAUGGCGACGACGGCGACGCCCUCCCCGCACCUGACGUCGGACUGCUCCAGCACGUCAGCCAGCCCCGAGCCGAACAUCCCCGUCAUCCAGAGCACGUACGGGGUGAAGUCCGAGCCCGGCGGCGGCAGCAACGGGACGGGCGUCGGCGCCAUGGAUCUCCCCGGCGACCCCGCGAACGGAGACGACGACAUGGACAUGUACGAGGACUUUGAGGACGAGCCCAAAUCAGACUAUAGCAGCGAGCACGAGACGCGGGAAGUGGUCAGCGCCAACUGACCGCGACCCGGGGAGGAACGAGUAAAAAAAAAAAAACCCAACGACUCCCUUUACGUCCAGAGAGACGAACUCUGACAGCAAAGUUCAUCACGGAGACCUCCGGGAAGACUUUUUUAGCGAGCAUGCCCAGGCUUGUGGAAAGACUUGUGGAACAGUGUCUUGACAGGCGCCCGUUGAAGAAAAAGGGGGCCGAGGAGGGAAAAGGUGUCCCACCAACACGACCUCAACAAUCACUCAGACUCUGAGCUGACGGGGAGCUGCGGUUUCCUACUCUGACAAUCGUUUCAGGAGCGAGAGAGAGCGAGACGAACAAAGGAGCAACAAAUGCAUCACAACGCGGUGUGGUUUGUAGAGAGCAUGCAUGGGUUUUUCUUUUUUUUUUCCUUUUUUUUUCAGGCAUCACAAAAUGCUCUUUGACAGCUACUUGGUCUUAAAUGUGUACAAGAAUGUGUAAGUUUUACUAUUAUGAUGUAUUUGACCUUUCAUGACCCCGUUUGGUUUUCUGACAGGCCUCACUGCCUGGACAAACUCUGGACUGUCGGAACUUGAAAUUUCAAAAGUUUUUAAUAUAAAUUCUGAUUUGUGUUACCUUCUUAGUCUUACUUACUUUCAACAUAGUGCUAAGCCUUUCUCCUCCACCCUCCUUACAAACUGCUUAUAUUACCUUGCUGUUAGUUUUUUUUUUUUUUUUGUUUUGUUUGUUUUUAAAGAAAUUUCCCUGCUCAGGUAUGAUGUGCCAGCUUGUGAAUGUCGUUUUUUUUUUUCUGUGUUUCCAUAAAAGUAGGACUUUUAGCUGUUACAUAGGUAGGAUUUUUCAGACCUUCAUUGAAAUAUAGGGAGUUAAAUCCCUUAUUAUUAUUAUUAUUAUUAUUAUUAUUAUUAUUAAGGAAGGAAAAACCCAUACGUUGUACAGUUUUCUUCAGAUGUGCCAAACAUUCACAUUGUCCCGGGAUGUUGUAGUCUUAAUUUCCAAUGCUGCAAAAAAAAAACAAAAAAAAAAACAAACAAAACAAAAAAACGGAAGAAAAAAAAAAGUCUUAUACAAUCACGUUUUUUCCUAUCUGGUGUGAUAGAUCAUUUUGUUGUUUUUUUGUUAUUGUUGGGUUUCUUUUGUUUCUAAGUAAAAUGCUGGUUCCCCUCCUGAUCCAGUCAGAGCUCAGGGAGGACACGUCUUCGUCACGCUUUCACUCAGUCACACCAUCGUGUUGAAGCCGUUUCACUUCCAGACACGUCGUAGCGGAGUAGCUCAUUUUAUUCCCAACUGCACUGGUGCUUUCACGAACCACGUUGCUCUUAGUUCCUUCACGCCAAACCAGUUUGCUCGCUGCUUAGCGUAGUGCUGUGUCAGCACUUAUGGGUGUCCCUUCAAAUCAGGCUAACAGAGGUACUUUUUUUUUUAAUGUAUUUUUUGCAUCUUGAAUUAAUUAUUUCUGAAGAGAUGUUUUGGUAAAUGGUUCGAAGCACUUGAUAUUUUACCCAAAUUACGUGACUCUUAUUUACUGUAAAUCCAGAUUAGUUGGAGUUUGAGGCGGAACGUGCUAACUUGCCCGAGAGGAGCCGAACAUAAAACGGGCUCUUACGGGUUUUAAGUCAGGUCCAGUCUCCGAACGUCUUACAAUGUAAACAAAUAUCAUUUUACAAACUAUUGCUCUAUAAAUGCAUCCAUAAGAAUUUUAGUAGUUGAUUUCCAAUUAUCUUGAGACUAUACAUUACAAUAUCAUCCAAUUUUUUUAAGUCAAAUUACAUGUGUAAACAUUUAUAAAUGAAAAAAUGGAAAAUCUGCAUCAAGGUGCAUCUCCAUCAUAAACUAGACUAUUUAGUUUUUGUUUUUUUUUUUAAGUAGAUAAUGGAUGUUUAAAUGAGGACAAAAAGAGGUCGGAGGUCGUGCGCUGCUGAUUAUCUUCCUGUGUGAAACGUAUAGAAAGAGUCAAACAUGUGAAAUGGUCCCACUCACAGUUGCUGUCUGAUGUGAUAUUCAUACUCAGAAAAAUUAAAGGUAUUUUAGCAGUUUGAGUGAGAGCUAUUUUACAAAAAUAAUAACUCCAACAUAGUUUUCAAUGAGUUAGUUUCUGUGACCACACACGUGCGCUACACGUUUCUCUUAGGAAACGAAUGUUGUCCCUUCGCCUCCUACCUUCAAGUAAUCACUGUAAAUAUGCGUCCAGUAACUUCAGUUUAGGCAUUUGAAAACUGACAUUCCCAGAUUGUUUUUUUUUUUUGUUUUAAGAUGAUAAAAGGUCAUAUUUGUCAGUCUCCUAGAGGUUUGCUUCAGCCUUCUGGUUCAACUAAUCUGGAUUUAUCCAAAAUGUUUUUUGGUCACCUUUCAACAGAACCUCACUUCAAAAAUCAUGACCUGCCCCUUUAAGACUUGCUGAAGUUUGAAGCUGUUCUUACUCUGGUUCAGACGAAAGGUGGGAAAACUGUCGCAGAGAGGUUCUACUGAAAAGAUGUGAUUACUGUGGAUUUUGUGUUUUCAAUUCGUCCUAAAAUGUCUCCUAGCUUGUUUACUAUAAUCGUCCUCUUAGAAAUAAUGUGAAAAACAUCUGAAAACUCGUACGUUUAAAGGCAAAAUUAAACAGGUCUGUUAUUCUAAAAAGAUGACCUGUUGUGUUUUCACAUAGUUCAAAAUUAGCUGGACAGAGUUUCCUCACCAUUUGAUGCAUAAUGAUACUGAGGGGAAAAAAUAUUUGUGCUCACUCAUGUCAAAUAAUUUUUUAAUUUAAAGAAGAAAAAAAAUUGGUACCCUAGGUGCUUUUUAAACAUUUUUUGAAUUUUCUGCUUCAUGACAAAAUUUCUCCUUACAACUAUUUCCAUCCGUAUUUAUUAGGACUGAACGUUAGCUUUAGCUCCUGUUACAUUUCUGUUAGCAUCAUACACAUAUUAAGCACUGGAUAUUAAUUCUGAUGUACUUUUCUUGUUUUUCUUAUUGACUAAUGUGAAGUUAUUGUUUGAUUUAAAACAUUACAAAUUAGUCAAAUAAAAUUAGAUUUUUUUUUUUUCUGAGCGGGGCCUCGGUGUUGCCAGGCCCCAUUAAAAUUGCCAUUUCUUUCAAAGCAUUUCUUUUUAUUAUUAUUAUUAUUUCAUUUAUUUAAGUGAACUUUGUUUCUCGCAGCUCUGAACGGGCCACGCCGCCUCUGAUCUCUUUUGACAAACAAAAAAGAAAAAAGGUAACCUCAUGCUCUUGUUAGUUGUGACCUGCGGAGGCAGAGCACACGUUCUCAUGGUCACACACAUUUCUGUUUUUAUUUUUGUUUUUUUCUUCUUUUUUUUGUGAUAAGUAUUGUAUUUGAAAUUUCAAUUGUGCGUUUUAACAUUUCAUUGUAUUUAUUAGCCUGCUUUGGCUCUAAAAAGUGUCAGUACAACUUGGUGAGAGAGACAAUCUGAAAAAAAUAUAUAUAUGAAUAAAAAAAAGAGAAAAGACUUCA